Messenger RNA from Suillus paluster, 438 nucleotides. RefSeq lists its product as uncharacterized. The transcript is spliced from 2 exons. Bases 1 to 438 code for a protein of 145 amino acids. The record is from RefSeq and is a predicted model, not a curated record. Lineage: Eukaryota; Fungi; Basidiomycota; Agaricomycetes; Boletales; Suillaceae.
AUGCUUGACAACUUAUGGGCACUUCGACGAGUCGUCCUUGCUCGUCCGUGGCUCGUCGGAGCGAAAGGAGUUAUCUCUCUACCCAGAAAGCCUCCAAGUUCGUUGUUGGCGAAACCAACAGAACGUGAUUUCAAAUUUCGCGAAGGCCACAUUUCCCAGUACAAAGCAACCCUUGCGACCCUAUCAUUUAACGCUAUUGAAGGCUUCAUGUUCACCCUCCUUGAUACCGUCUUAGGCACCAUCUACUACGUCCAUGUGCAUAGGCCGCCCACGAUCUGUCUGUUUACCGGAACAGAGGGCGGACAAAGGAGGUUCGUCCUGUGCGGUGAGGAAUGCAACAGUAGCGAGCUGCGACGCGAGACGGUGCUCUGUGUGCCGAGCUUCAUCUCUACUCGCAUGAAUGCUUGUGAUUGGGUGGCCCUGGGUGGCGAGAAAUAA